UGUGCCAUGACUGUGUUAGAUGAUGAAGGCAGAUGGAGGAAUGAGAACUGUGCUGUCAGAAAACCCUUCAUCUGUUAUGAUGAUAGAGUGAUCCUGAUCAAAGAAAAGAUGAACUGGAAGGAUGCCUUAUCCUACUGCAGAAAUCACCACCAUGACCUGGUCACCAUCACCAACCUGGAUGAGCAGAGAUGGGUCCAGGAGAAAGCCAAGAAGGCCUCCACUGACUAUGUCUGGAUGGGACUGCGUUACAACGGCACUGGUGUCUGGUUCUGGGUCUGUAAGGAGAGUUCGCUCAGAAAUAUGAUCCAGGCGUCAGAACGAUGGAUGAAUGAUUAUCACAUUUCUGGAGCCAUGGAUGCAGGAGGACAGCAUAGGUGGUUCCAAAGAAAUGACACAGAGGAGUUGAAUUUCAUCUGUUCUAAGGUUUAAAGUCGCUUCAUGCUUACUCAGCAUGAGGGAUUGCUGCAAAGCCAUGGACAAUGCAGAAAACUCUC
Messenger RNA from Fundulus heteroclitus (mummichog), 494 nucleotides. Its product is annotated as L-selectin-like. The transcript is spliced from 2 exons. NCBI's taxonomy places the organism in Eukaryota, Metazoa, Chordata, Actinopteri, Cyprinodontiformes, Fundulidae. The coding region runs from base 7 to 429 and encodes 140 amino acids. The record is from RefSeq and is a predicted model, not a curated record.